GGAUUGGAUAAGACUGCCCUACUUUACUUGAUUACCAGUGCUCUUUUCUUACUUGUGUUCGGCUAUUUAGAAUGUUUCUGUAAAAUGAAAAGGAAAGAACCUGCUUCUCCGGACAAGAUAACAGAAGAACCAAGCAACACCGAUAAAAUUAUGAAUCCACAAAAAACCAGCCGCACUGAGUCUGGUAAAAAAGAGGAAAAAUACGACAGACAAAUUCGAUUGUGGGGACUGAACGGACAGAAAGAUUUAGAAAAUGCCAACAUAUGUUUAAUCAACGUUACUGCCGCGGGCACGGAAGCCCUCAAAUGUUUAAUUUUACCUGGUGUUGGUCGCUAUUCUAUUGUUGACAAUACCGUCAUAACUGUAGAAGAUGUUGGUAAUAAUUUCUUUUUUGACAGCUUUUCUCUCGGAAAAUCGAAGGCUCAGAUUGCAUGUGAAUUGGUGCAGGAAUUGAAUGAAGAUAGCGUUGGUCAUUUUUAUCAGAAAGAUCCAAUUGAGCUGCUGAAUAACGAUCCAGAGUUUUUCAAGAAGUUUACUGUGGUAAUAUGUUCUCGUGUGUCGGAACACGGGCUUUUAAAACUGGGAAAUUUUUUGUGGCAUGCUCAUGUGCCACUGGUAGUUUGCGAUAAUUUUGGUUAUUUCGGUAUAUUGAGGAUCGUCGUAAAGGAGCACAUAGUCAUUGAAGCUCACCCGGACAAUGCUUUUGAGGAUUUUAGGCUCGACUGUCCAUUUCCAGAACUUGUUAGAUACAUGGAUGCCAUCAAGUUGGAAGAAAUGAGUAAACUAGAGCAUUCUCAUACACCGUAUUUAGUUUUGCUGUAUAAAUAUUUGGAGAAAUGGAGAAAAGCCAAUAAUUCACAAUGGCCCAAAUCUUAUCAGGAAAAACGGGUAAUAAAACAGAUGUUGCAGGAAGGUGUAUUGAAAAAUGACGAUGGGAUAGAGUUUACCGAAGAAAACUUCGACGAGGCAAUUAGAAAUGUCAACAUAGCUUAUACUGCCACAGGAAUACCAGAUGAUAUCCGUAAGAUUUUAAAGGAUACCAUGGCUAACCAUCCGUUACAGUCUGAGGUGAAUUCAAAAUUUUGGAUUUUAAUUCGUUCUCUUAAAGAAUUUGUAAAUCAAAAAGGAAUGCUGCCUUUGCGAGGUACUCUUCCGGACAUGUUCUCCGAUUCAAAGCGAUAUAUCGAGUUACAGAAUUUAUACAAAACAAAAGCUGACGAAGACAUAGCGUCGGUGGAAAGUUUCGUGCGUGAAGCAUUGAGUGACUUGCAAUUGCCGGCGUCGUUUGUUUCCUUUGACGACAUCAAGUUAUUAUGCAAGAAUGCUUUUUUCUUGAAAGUUCAAAGAGGACUUUCCGUACAUGAUGAGCUAAAACAAGACCCGUGCGCACAUAAAAUAAACGGCAGUCUCCAAUCAAUGCCUCCUUUUGCAGUUGAUAUUUAUCUUCUCUUCCGCGCUAUUAUGCGAUUAUUUGACGACAAAGUUGGCGACCGGUACAACCUAUCAAGUAUGAAAGGUUUCGAAAAGUUAAAGAAACUAUUGAGCGAUGUGAUACAAGAUAUUCGAUGUGAUGUAGCAGUUCCACAGAUGUAUUUGGAAGAAAUACUUAGGUGCAACGUAAGUGAAUUUCACACAACCGCCUCCAUAUUAGGCGGAGUCUGCUCGCAAGAAGUGAUCAAAAUUAUCACAAAACAAUUUGUGCCUAUCGACAAUAUUUUUGUUUACGACGGGAUAUCGCAACAGACAGCAUCGAUGAAGUUGUAAACAUUCCGCAAUAUUUUAUUUCAUAAUUCGUUAUCAGAAAUGUUGUGAUCUAAAGAUUGAAAAAAUAGAUGUAUCCAACCUUUUUUAAUAAAAAUAUACUCUCUUUCAUAGAAUAUACUGCACUAUCUCUUUUGGAAUCUAUUUAAUAAACAAUAUUUUUUGUGUUCUAAAGAGUUGCGCCGAGCUUUGUUUCGAAAAAUCCACGCAAAACCUUAUUUUUACCGGCUAUGUCUAUUUUACCGCUGGGGCGUAGUUGGCCAAUAACGAGGCCUGAUCUUUGCUAAAAACCAAUCCAAGUUCUUUGCUGCCUGAACAUGCCGACGGAGCAAACAUGCCAUAAUCGGGCUACCUUGAAGAACCACAUUUUGUGUUGGAAGUGAUGUUUGUUGGCCUCCUUUCGACCUUUUCUUCUUUUAAAUACUUUGGAUCUAUAGGAAUAUUUAUUUUCUGUAUGUUUUCACAUGUUUAUAUAAAUAUACUAGUCGAUAAGGCUUAGAUAGAAAAACAAUAGAAAAGAUCUGUCUGACAUCAGCAAAUAUGGCAAUAUAUUGAAUACAGCCCUUUGCCAAAAAAAGAAAUGCAAAAAAAAAACGUUUGCAUGGAGCUAUUAAUUAAACUACACGUUUUUUCGUUGAGGGUGAAGUAUUCUUAUGAUUUGGCAAAAUAUGAGGGUGAAGUAUACUUAAUGUAUUCUUAUUUUUCAGAGUAAAGUUUCUGUCACAUGUAUGCACAAAAACAACUAUUUCGCGACAGCUGAAUAUGUUUCUUUUGAAUGAGAUGUUCACACAUAUUUUUUAGUAUACUGUUACGUAUUCACAGCAUGUUUAUGUUUUUCUCCCCAGAGAUAUUAAUCAAGCCAAAUAUAACAGGUGGUUUAUUAUCAAACUUCUUUCGAGUAAAGAAUGUGGGCUAACCCUGGAAAUAUUCUUAAGAUAUUCUUACAAUUUAGGCAAUUUUCACCCUGAUAUUCUUAUAGAAGUUAUUCUUGUAAAAAAAAAACGUGUAUUGGUACAAAACUUGUGAAUUAUUGUAAACUAUCAAUUAAAACUAUUAGUACAACACUGCUAAAA
Molecule: messenger RNA, 2834 nt
Organism: Hydractinia symbiolongicarpus
Lineage: Eukaryota; Metazoa; Cnidaria; Hydrozoa; Anthoathecata; Hydractiniidae
Product: NEDD8-activating enzyme E1 regulatory subunit-like
Exons: 1
Coding region: 85-1764 (559 amino acids)
Biological process (GO): DNA damage response; protein neddylation; protein ubiquitination
Cellular component (GO): nucleus; cytoplasm
Molecular function (GO): ubiquitin activating enzyme activity; NEDD8 activating enzyme activity
Source: RefSeq, a predicted model, not a curated record